Necator americanus (New World hookworm) is the source of this 933-nucleotide messenger RNA. RefSeq lists its product as uncharacterized. The transcript is spliced from 8 exons. The record is from RefSeq and is a predicted model, not a curated record. NCBI's taxonomy places the organism in Eukaryota, Metazoa, Nematoda, Chromadorea, Rhabditida, Ancylostomatidae. Bases 1 to 933 code for a protein of 310 amino acids.
AUGGUUUCGUUCGUCUUGGUGGAAGCUGAGACGCAAGAGGUUCUUAUGAAUCUUAUUCAGUUUUUGACUGGCAGCUCGUUGAAAUUCACAGUAGCUUCUGAUCUACGACGACUUUUCGCCCGAACAUAUCUGGAUGUAGACGGCGCGGGUGCUGCCGAUGUUUCUUCAUCAAGUGAGAACGUGCCACCGGCUAGACCUGAGAUCAAUUCAUCCCAACAAUUUCACCAUGCAGUGUCGAAUUUGUUUGGAUUAGUAACAAAGCCGGAACCUGAAUCUUUUUCCCAAUGGGCGAAUCUGUCAGGACAUGUGGCACCUGCCGAGUCUAUGCAUUCCGAAUUAUUGUGUGGAACUUCUCCUUAUCUGGACACCUAUCCAUCAGCUAAUACAUCACUAGAAUCUCGUGCUCAUCAAAUGUUCGCCACUGAAGGAACGCAACGAGGUCUAAAACGACCAUGGAUUCACCAAAGCACGCCCACUCAAGGCCCUAUGGUUCUUCCUAAACAAGAAGAGAACGUUGAGAAAAAGGAGAAGAUGCGUGAAGUUGCCUGCCAGAUUUGUGGAAAACGAAUAACCAUGCGACGCUGCAAUCUUCGACAUCACGCUGCUGUGGUACAUUCGGGAAUUGAAAGAUACGCAUGUCCAUGUGGUUAUGCGACUGUCCAUCGAAAUACCAUCAUUCGCCACAUGUUGAAGCAUGCAGCCGUCGAAGGCGAGAAACAUUAUGAGUUCACCGAUCUACUAACACCAGCGGAAGCUGAACGAAUAGAAAAACUGACAGAAGAGUGCUUUCGCGAAUACAAAACAGUUCCACGUCACAGCGAUGAACAAGGAGAUGAACUGACAAGAACAUUGGAAUGCAUCGCCACCGGCGCAGGUACCUCAAUGCAGGAAGACCCAGUGCAGAACGAUGAAAUGGAUAACUCCCCACAAUGA